UUGACCCAGCCGAAUUUCACUGGGGUCGAAGGGCCCCAAGCCGUGGCGGAGUGGAUCCGUCAGCUAGAGCAGAAUUUUGAUUUGCUGCAGUGCACCGAUGCCCAGAAGGUCGUCUGUGGCCGCUAUAUGCUGAAGGGCGAUGCCGCCCUAUGGUGGUCCGGCUAUUGGAGGUUGAGGCAGGCGGAGUUUAAUGCCCUGACUUGGGACCAUAUGAAGGAGGUGAUCAUGGAGAAGUAUUAUCCUCAGAGUUAUCGCAUGAGGAUGGAGCGCGCUUUCUGGGAUCUUACUCAGGGUACUUGUACCGUUGAGGAGUAUGAGCGGGAGUUCACCCGCAUGAGCGCCUUUGCUCCACAUAUGGUGGACACUGAUCUAAAGAAGGCCCACAAGUUCCGGGAUGGUCUGAACCAAACCCUCCGUAUACAUGUUGCUAGCCAGGGGAAUCUUUCCUUUGACGAGACCGUUAUCCAAGCCACCCAGCUUGAGAGUUACCAAACUCUCAAUGUUUCUGCCCCUUCCGCUCAGCUAGUUCAGCCCAUUUCCUCCGCACCGCCCGGCUCUAGUUCGGGCAAGAGAAAGUUUGAUUCCCACCGGGAUAACCGGAAGGGAAAGCGCGGUGGAAACGACCGUCGUGGUGACCACCCCUUCGCACGAGACCCGUUUCUGAAGUGCCGUAACUGUGGUCGUUAUCAUCCGGGAGAGUGCUGGUACACCCAGCGAGUUUGCUUCAACUGCAUGAAGACCGGUCAUUUCUUCA
Messenger RNA from Striga hermonthica, 754 nucleotides. NCBI's taxonomy places the organism in Eukaryota, Viridiplantae, Streptophyta, Magnoliopsida, Lamiales, Orobanchaceae. The record is from the annotation of a GenBank genome assembly.